GCGCGCGCGCCAAUCGUGACUCAUCGGUAAGCGUUCUGCGCACAAUGCCGUCCGAGCAGUCCAGUCGCGACGCGGCAUACUUAGAGGGCACACAUGUCAUUUAAUUCACGUUUUUCCGUUGGGUACGAUCGACGGAACUUUAAAUUUUUGACUUAAGUUGUGAAUUAAACGUUGGUAGCAGAGACAAGUGAAAUCUUAACUUUGACGAUGACUGCUGUGAAGAAGGUACUGGCCAUGCGCCAGCUGGACUCUAUGUUUGGAAACAUGAAUAUAGAUGGAGACGGCCGGCGCUCUCCGUAUGUAAGCUCUGUGAUAGAGCACGACCCGCAUUGUGAUGUGCAUGGCUCCAGCCGAUGCAGCACUCCUUACCGUUCUUCACUCUACCUUCACAGCAGAGAGUCUACUCCAAGUUAUUACAGAGAUUCCGUUUCACCUUCAAAUGGCCUAAUUAUCAGACAUCGUGAUUCACUGGGCAUGUCCGGUUCACCGGUGCGAGAGAUACAGCAUCCUUCAACGUUCCCGAGCUUGCUACGUCGCGAACGGCACAGCCCGUCUGUAACUCCCCCUCGCCGCGAGACGCCCAGUCCCACUCACAGACACAAUAAGAGGCAUUCUAUGGGCUCCUUUAACAACCUUACUCGAAGCAACAUAGUCAACUACAACAGAAGGGAUUCACUCUCCGGCAAUGGAGUUAGAGACAUGAAACGUGACUAUGUUGGCUCCACCAGCUCAUUGUCUAGAAAAAGCUCCAUAGACACAAAGAAAUCGUCAUCUGACUCUCUGGACAAUUGGCACAUCACAUGGGAUUCGGACCGAAAUAAUUCAAUAUCUUCGAAUGACGAAAGGCUGUCAUUUGGAUACAAUAAGGCACAUAACAAGAAUGGCGGGCAUCAUAACGCACCCGUAUCUUCAGGGCCUGUGGGCGUUGGUGCAGAGGUUAACAGUUCAAGGCCUACAUUCAAACCUGUCACGGUUCUUGAAGACUUACAAGCAGUACGUUGUGCUGAGUUCCACCCAAGUGGUAAACUAUAUGCUGUUGGCUCCAAUACCAAGACAUUAAGGAUAUGCACGUACCCAAAAGUUGAAGAUAUCAAAGACAACAGCACACCAAUCGCGCCCACAGUGCUUCUAAAGCGCACGAAGCACCAUAAGGGCAGUAUUUAUUGCCUAGCAUGGAGCCCUGCUGGUGACCUUCUUGCCACGGGCUCCAACGACAAAACUGUUAAAUUGAUGCGGUUUAACAGCCACACGUGCAAUCUUGAAGGACAAGAGGUGGAGCUGACGAUGCACGACGGUACAGUGCGCGACGUUUGCUUCAUUGAGGACACAUCGAACAAGACGAGUCUGCUCGUCAGUGGAGGCGCUGGCGACUGCAAGAUCUACGUCACAGACUGCGCAACUGGCAAGACAUUCCAGGCAUUAAGUGGUCACUCUGGCCACGUGUUGUCGUUGUACAACUGGGGUGGAGCGAUGUUCGUCUCUGGCAGCCAGGAUAAGACUGUCCGCUUCUGGGACUUGCGCACUGGCGGCUGUGUCAACAUCAUCUCGCCUCCUGCCGCACAUCCUGGCAAGGGUUCAGCCGUGGCGUCGUUAGCGGUAGACCCGAGCGGACGGUUGUUGGUUUGCGGACAUGACGACGGCAUUUGCGCGCUGCACGAUGUACGUGGCUCGCGUGCGCUGCAGCGCUUCACGCCGCACUCGGGAGACGUACGCAGCGUGCGCUUCUCCCCAGGCGCGUACUAUCUGCUCACUGCGGGAUACGACGGACGAGUUGUAUUGACUGAUCUGCAGGGUGACCUAACAUGUCCGUUGCCGAGCGUGCCAGUGGCCCGGCACCCGGAUAAAGUGAUAUCUGCCCGAUGGCAUCCGGACGACUUCUCAUUCCUCUCCACAUCCGCCGACAAGACCGCGGUAUUAUGGACCAUCCCACACGCUUAACCUGCGUUACACCUUCGGCCACUGGCCACGAAGAGCUUCGUGACGAAUUCUGAUUAACUAAUCGGCUCCAUUUGUUGUGGUUUUAUUAUAACACAAUAACUGUAUCGUCGUACGAAUAGUUUUACGAACUAAGAUUUAGUUUUUAUAACACAAUUAACAAACUUUGUCCUAAUAAUGACAAGGGCAUAUCUCUUAAGUUCAUAGAUACGCACAAGAUAAACAUUAUUAUACAAUAGCACGUCAUUGGAAACCUUUUAAGGAGCUCCACACAUCUGGUCCUCGUUCUCGCACGAGCCCUGGGUGCGUGUGGAGCUCCUAAGGUUGCACUUAUGAAAGGUAUGAACGUGUAUUUGUAGUUUUCUUUAACAUUAAUACACGUUGCAUACGUGUGGAAUAUGUCCGUGACAAAUAGGCCAGCUAGGCGCCACCAAUUUGCCACUCCGUGAUUCAGUAUGAAUGAUAGUCUAAUUCCAAAUUAAAUUUAGGCCUUUCGUGUAAGUAUGUUGGUGGCUUAUUAUAUAUGAAGGACGUACAAGAAAAAUGCAAUUUUGGAUAAUUUGAAAAUAUCCGAUUAUUUUUUGUUAUACAAGAACUACAUAAGACAAUAACUUAAUAGGAAAUGUACUACGUAAUGAUCAUCGUUAAACUAUGUUUUAUAUUAUCAAUGGCGCACUACUUGUGUAGUGUACAGCGUAAAAAAUCCUUUUACCUUGUUCCGCCUGAUGUGGUUCCGUUCAAUCAACUGUUCCGAACAGCUGAUACGUCCAAUGGCACGUCCGCGCGUUUUCGGAUGUGGUUUCUAAAUAUAUUUAUUUAAUAAAAAAUAUUUUUUCUCUUAUUUUUUCUGACCAAUACUUCAUCAUUUCUGAUCUUCAGAAUUUUAAUUGUGCUUUUAUUUACACCCGCUGUAUAGUAAUAAAUAAUUUAGCAUAACCUAAAUAAAAUGCAAUUGAACAAAAUACAGUAACAAACUUUAAUGACGUACUAAAUGCCUAAUUGGUUUUUGCAACUGAUUAAUUUUAUUUGCCAACUUAUUUAUUCUUACAAUGAACAAACUUUAUACAGAAAAAAUAAAUUAAAAUUAUUACAGAGAACUAGCUAUAAAACAACACGCAUUCUUAGACAACUUCGUUUGAUUACCCACGCGAAGAAGUGGUUCAUUUGCUCGAGUACAAUACUUUAGAUAAAUGUGUAAUAUAAACUGACCUUAAUCAAUGUUGUGUGCUAACUAAGUGUUUAUAUGUACGAUGCGUAUGGUUUAAGGACUGACUGUUAAAGUUCAUGAAUAUACACUCACUGGCACAUUUAGCAGGACAUUUGUAAUAUUCGAAAAUAAUGAAGUGUCAUUUCAAAGGCUUGGCCGGUUAUUUUCAUUUUUAAUUCAGGUCUAAUUUCAAAAUAAAAUAAUUUGUCGACUGUCAGUUUUAAUUUUUUUUAGUUGCUACUUAUCUGUCCAGUAGUUCGAGGUUGUUAUUGUGUUCUUGUAAAUUUCACUAACUUUACUUGAUUUCUUAUUUGUUAAACUUUGAUUCUGUCAAUAUUAAAAACUGUUACAAUUUUAUAGUUAUCAGACCUUUCUGUAUUGUCACAAAAUAAAAAAGGUGCAUUUUGUGUAAUUUCGAUUUUUUCCAAUAAAAGUAAGGCUGUUUGUACUAAGUCGAUGUUAAUAUAAUUCCUACUUUGUGCCUAGUACUUAUUUAUUUAAAUAUAAACGUUACUAUUUUAUAUUCUCACUUCUUUUUUGCUCCGUUUAAUCUACCGGUGAACUAUGAUGAAGGCCAUAUGCUUCACGCUUUUGUUUAUCGUUUAUGUCACACGUUUAGAUUGAAUGGUUAUUAUCUAAUAAGAAUACCGAGAACAAUCUGUUAGCGCUUCCACAUGCUCCAUAAUAACAUAUAGACUUGAAUAUACAAACAGACUUGUUUUCACCUCUUUAAUGGACUAACUUAAUGAUUAUAAUUUGUUCUAAUGAAAUGAUGCUUUCAUGAAGCUUUGUUAUUUCAUACCGACAAUUGAAACAAAAGCUUUAAAUCUUUAUAUAGAAAGGUAGCCAACUAUUGAGAACAAUAAAAUGUUUUGGUCACCGCAGUAAGAUAUGUUAUAAAAGUUGCACGCAAAGUUGAACAAUUGAAAAUUAUACAUGCUGGAAAAAUUCUUCAAGUCUUCGCUUUAUCAGUCCUCCUGACGAAUCGUUAUAGCAAUCAGAGGCAAUUUUAACAGGGAAUCGUAUUAAUGGUUUACCACGUCAAAUAUUGAGCUAUAUCUUGUGACAAUCACAUAAUAAAUAAGUUAUAUUCAUAUACAAACAAUGUAGUCAAACAAUUAAUUGAGAAUAUUUUGUCAAAAUUUUCGGAUACUGCAGUGAGGAGAGGGAUAUGAGUAUGUCAUAAAUUAUGACUCAUAAUAAAUAAUUAAUUUUGUACGAGUAUAACAGUUUUAGAUUAUAAGAUGUGACUGCUACUAUGUAUAUUAUCGAUACCUCGAAUGAACACUACGCCAAUUAAAUUUUUUGGUAAUCUUUGUUUUUAUUUGCUUUUUUCGAAUUUAGUUUUUUGUUUCUCUGAUUCCCCCCUAUGCAAUUCGGGAGGGGGGGCAUAGUAAAUAAAUUGCCUUAGUAUUCAUUGGAGGUGUGGUUAUGGUGGUACUCACGAAAUACAUUAACAUAAAAAAUCAUCUUAUCAAAUGUGACUGUAUAUCGUAAAACAAAUAAAUGAAUGCCACCAAAAUGGCAUAUGUAAUUAAAUUAAUAAAGAUUAAUAAAAUUAAUUAUAAAAUUAAAUCUUAAAGAUUUUAAUGUUACUUAAUGUUAAAUUAUACGAAGUAAUGCAUUCUAAUUGUAAGGACUUGGCACGAAUAUAUGUAUUAUGAAAAGUAAGGCUACACCUAAACCAUUGUUUUUAUAAUACGAAAUUCAUUGUUUAGACAAACAAACAAUGAUUCCUCAUACAUUAGUUUCUACUUUUUAUUAUAUUUGUGCUUUGUCUAUAAUGCACACAAUGGUAUAGUUAUAAAAUAUUUAUAUUCAAAAUUAUGAUAUAUUGUAUUCUUAUGUAUUAUGCGUAUAAUGUUAUAGUUUAUGGAAAUUAUAUUUAACAAGUCGAUAUUCACCACAUUGAGUACAUUUUAUUUAAAA
Hyposmocoma kahamanoa is the source of this 5071-nucleotide messenger RNA. RefSeq names its product WD repeat-containing protein 47. The transcript is spliced from 8 exons. The record is from RefSeq and is a predicted model, not a curated record. The coding region runs from base 208 to 1938 and encodes 576 amino acids. Lineage: Eukaryota; Metazoa; Arthropoda; Insecta; Lepidoptera; Cosmopterigidae. Gene Ontology annotation, molecular function: protein binding.